Messenger RNA from Papaver somniferum (opium poppy), 5734 nucleotides. Its product is annotated as ATP-dependent DNA helicase PIF1-like. The transcript has 9 exons. The record is from RefSeq and is a predicted model, not a curated record. NCBI's taxonomy places the organism in Eukaryota, Viridiplantae, Streptophyta, Magnoliopsida, Ranunculales, Papaveraceae. Gene Ontology annotation, biological process: DNA repair; telomere maintenance. The coding region runs from base 4277 to 5530 and encodes 417 amino acids. Gene Ontology annotation, molecular function: DNA helicase activity.
ACGAACUUCUUCAUCUUCAUUCAGAAGUUGGGGACUUCACCAUGAAACCAUCCCCUUCAUUCUCCUCGAUUAACUAUGAAAUUCAGCAAAAAAUCUAUGAAGACAUCCCUUCUCUUGGUUCUCCUCGAUUAACUUAAUCUAUCAGGGAAACAAAAAUACAGCAAAACGAAGAUUUGGGUGUUUACCCCUCUCGCCAAUCACCCAUGACAAAGCUGGUAGCAGGUGAACAAGAAAAUAUGCCGAAACUUCGAAGAGACUUCUCAAUUCCUUCAAUGGGAUUGGACAAUGUCUCGAUUAAGAGACCACGUGAAAGUCCAGCACUUAAUGAUGCUUCAGAAGAGCGCAACCAGGCCUCUGGUUCCAGAUCCCGCAAAAGUCCAAGAUUGGAACAGGCUCAACGUCGGUAGUCUACCUUUUUCUUUGCAACUGGACAAUAUACUAUCAGAACUGAUGUUGGUGAACUGGAUAGGAGUGGAAUCCAGUGGCAAAGAAAGCUUCGUACCCCGGCGAAGCCCCAGAUUUGUUGGCCAAAUUCAAGGUCAAGAUGAUAUUGGUGAACCGGAUAGGAGUGGCAAAGACAGCUUUGUACCCCGGCGAAGCCCCAGAUUUGUUGGCCAUAUUCAAGGUCAACAUGAUGUUGGUGAACCAGAUAGGAGUGGAAAAGAAAGGUUAAUACCCCGGCGAAGUCCCAGAUUUGUUGGCCAAGUUCGGGAUCAAGAAUUAGUGAGGCAAGAAAGGCGCCGUGCUGCACAAAGGGCAAGACGGAAUUCAAUGACUAAGAAUGAAAGAGAGCAGAUGCUUGAAAAACGGCGUACAAAUUAUCAUAUGAGAGUAGCUGCUGCAAAUGUAGUCCUUCCCCGUCGAAGCCCAAGAAUCUCAGAGCAAGUAUGGCGUCAACAAGUGGAUAUCGAAAAAGAAAGAGAUGACCAUCAGGAAACUGGAACAAGUUGCACUAAUAUCUCUCAAAAUAAUGCAGCGAGAUUCAUUCCACGUCGAAGUCCUAGAAUUUCAGAGCAAGUUCAGCGUGCAGAUGAGGAAGCCGCAGAGACAUCAAGAAAGAAAAAGGGAAAAUCAAUUGCACCAUAUCAGAAACGACGGCGAGCAAAUAGUUAUUUUCCUGGCAUAAACACGGAGGGAAGUUAGUUAUUGGUACUAGAGACAACAACAACAACAAGUCAAUAGAUGAUAGUGAUAGCGGCUCUGAUGAUGGCGAAUAUUACGAGAUGUGUGAGCAAGUCAAUGUGGAAGUUGCUGCUAAAACUGUUGUAAGUGAACCUGAUCAAGUUGAGGGUACCCUCCCCACCAGAUUCAGAAAUAUUUGUCGAAACUCCAGGUUCCUCAACCGAGAUAGAAAGGAUGAAGCAGGACCAAGUACUACUACCGGAGCUUCGACAUCUACAACAUCUACCUCCCAAACUGAUAGAGCAAAUCAACAAAUUCCUGUGGUUGGACAACCAAGUUUAGUGGCAGCAGCCAAUGUAAUCCUUCGUCGAAGUCCCAGACUUAGCGACCUUGCACAACGUCAACAAUCUUCGCAGGCACCAACUGAAAUAACACUCCGUAGAAGCCGAAGAAUCACGGGGAGAGUCCAACAAGAGAACGCGCAGAAUGCAAAUGCAAAUCCACAAGGAACUCAAGUCGGAAGAGUGAGAGGUCGUCCGCCUCGAAGUGUUGUAGGAAGAUCCUCAUUCUUGAAUUGUGCGAGAGGCAUUACCUAUAAAGUUGGAUUCAAGAAGUUCCAUCUGCCAACGCCAAGCAUAUGUCCAAAGUGCCAAGCGAUGAUUUUUUAUCGUGAACCAAAAGGUUUUUGUUGUUCAGAUGGGAAUGUUGUUUUAACGUUUAGUUCCACCCCCUAUUGAACUUCUGGAGAUGUAUGAAGAUCAAACUGAAGUUGGGGUACACUUUCGGAGGUACAUACGACGCCACAAUCAGUGUUUCUCAUUAACAUCAAUUGGGGUGAAUUAUGACAGGGAAUUAGCUGAUAAUAGAGAAGGUGUGUAUACGUUUCUUGUUCAAGGUGAUAUCUAUCAUAAAAUAGGCAGUCUUCUACCUCCCGUGGUUGAAAAUGAAACAGACCCUCCAAGAACAGUUCGUCCCAGAUACAGAUAUAUAUUUAUGAUACAGAUAACGAUAUUGAUUGGAGGAUGGAAGAAGGUGGUGCCGAUCUAAACCGAGAAGUGAUGGAGAAGUUGAGGAUAAUUCUGGAUACACGUAAUAGCUUCGUGCAUGUAAUCAGGCCGCUUGCACAACGAGAAGACAUACAAAGAUGUGGAUUGGUUAUUAAAGAACAACCUGCGACCGAAAAGAAGUACAUGCUUCCAACUGCCUCACAAGUUGCCGCAAUUGUAGUCGAAGGAGAUGGGUCUACUAAACCUGGAGAGCGAGACAUUGUAGUACGAACAAUGGAAGGAAAGUUGUUAUUUAUCCAAGAAACAUCGGGUUGUUAUGAUCCUCUCCAGCAUCCACUUUUGUUGCCAUAUGAGAGUUAUGGAUGGGACCAGAAUAGUAUGGAUGAGAACGGCAGAGAGUUUACAUGCCUUGAGUACUACUCCUACAUGCUACAGAUACGAAGUAAUGACGCGUCGCUUCUUCUUCGAGGUGAAAGACUACUACAACAAUAUGCUGUGGAUAACUGGGUGAAGAUUGAUUUACCUAGACUUAGAUGGUUAUCUAAUCAUCAAGAAGAGAUAAGAGCUGAAUUGCAUCAAGGUCUACAAGAUGCACGAACGGCGGGCGAAACCAGUGCAAAGAAUUUUGGUCAAAGGAAAGUGCUUCCUUCCUCAUACCUGGGCAUCCCCCGUGACAUGUACCAGUGGUAUCAGGAUGCAAUGGCACUGGUGCAAAAGUACGGUAAGCCCGAUUUGUUCAUUACAAUGACUUGCAACCCACUCUGGGAUGAGAUCGUGUCCAACCUAGGACCGGGUCAAUCUGCAUCGGAUAGACUCGAUCUGACUACAAGGGUGUUUCGUGAAAAGCUCGAAGAGAUCAAAGAAGAUCUUUUUACCAAGUAAAUAUUUGGCAGAGUAGCUGCCCAUGUGCAUAUUGUUGAGUUUCAGAAAAGGGGUCUUCCUCAUGUUCAUAUGUUAAUUAUAUUGAGGGACGAGGACAAAUUACAAGGUCCCGAUGAUUAUGACAAGAUAGUGAGAGCAGAAAUACCUGACCCUGAGGAAGAGCCAGAACUACACGAAUGUGUGAAAAAGUGGAUGAUUCACGGUCCAUGUAGUAGUAAGUGCAUGAGAGAUGGUAAAUGUAAGAGAAACUUUCCAAAAGAGUUUUCCGAGUGUACUGUGCAAGGAAAAGACGCAUACCCUGUUUACAGGAGACGUAAUGAUGGGCAAUGCAUACACAAGAGUGAACAUUUUGUAGUUGAUAAUAGGAUGGUCGUGCCUUGUAACCCUUGGUUAUUACAAAAGUAUGAUUGUCAUAUAAACGUAUAAAUUUAUAGUAGUGUGGAGAGUGUUAAGUAUCUUUACAAGUAUGUGUAUAAGGGUCCGAAUUAUGUAUCUUUUGGAGUACAACCAGUAGACCAUGACGAGAUAACAAGGUAAAAAUGCAAGAUGAGUUUGUGCCCAAGAGGCAAUGUGGAAGAUCUUUAGCUUUCCUCUUUACAAGGUCUAUCCUUCGGUAGUGAGAUUACAAAUACACCUUCCUAACCAACAGAGAGUCAGGUACUAUGAUUAUUAAACGUUAGAUGAAAUUUUGUCCGAUGAAAGGAAUUUGAGAACAACUUUGACAGGGUUCUUCGUGACAAAUGCUCGCGAUCCUCGAGCGAGAAAGUUGUUAUACCGUGAAUUUCCAGAAUGCUACUGUUGGGAUACAAAAACAAAAGAAUGGAUAAGGAGACGAAGUACACAAAAGGCGAUAGGGAGGGUUUAUACAAUACCUUCAUGUGCAUGAGAGGCGCGGUUCUUAAGGCACAUUCUGAACCACGUUAGAGGCCUGACUUCUUUUGAUGAUCUAUUGCUUGUUAAUGGAGAGAGAUGUCGUAUAUUCAAGAGAGCUGCCGAAAAGCUGGGAUUCUUAGAGAAUGAUCAGAAUGCGAGAGCGUCUUUGGCUGAAGCAGCAACAGUCAAGAUGACGUAUGCUCUGAGAAGACAAUUCGCCUCCAUCUUGCACUUUUGUAAUCCGACGGGCGUGAGAGAAUUAUGGGAUGAAUUUUUCAACAGCAUGGUCGAGGAUUACUCGAGUUCAAGCAAUACAAGCUCGACAUUCUUAUCAGAUCGUCUUCUUCGUGAGUUGAAUUUGAUACUUAAAGCAGCACGAUAAAGACAUAUCCAUGUAUGAUCUACCGCCGAUUGUUGGCACAUUGGGUGAGGAAGUUGAGAUUUCGAGUCUGAUUCAAGAGGAGUUGUCGAUUUCUAUAUCCGACGAAGACCUGUCUUCUGUCCAAAAGUUGAAUGAAGACCAGUCUAGGGCCUACAAGACAAUCAUGGAAGCAAUUGAGAGAAAGGAAAGUAAAGUCUUCUUCAUAGAUGGUCCGGGAGGUACUGGGAAGACCUAUCUCUGUCGUGCUAUUCUGGCGACUGUCAGGAAAAAUGGUGGUAUUGCGUUAGCAACAACCACGUCAGGAAUAGCUGCUACUAUGCUACCUGGUGGGAGGACAGCACACUCAAGGUUUCAGCUUCCGAUGACACCGACAUCAACUUCAACGUGUCGUACGAAGAAACAAACCGAGGAAGCUAAACUUUUGAGGCAUGGUAUCGUCCUUAUGUGGGAUGAAGCUACGAUGGCGCAUCCCUACUCUUUAGAAGCAUUUGAUCGGACGAUGAGAGAUAUCACAGGGAUUGAAGAACCAUUUGGUGGAAAGAUUCUGAUCAUGGGAGGUGAUUUCCGCAAAGUACUACCAGUGAUUCCAAGGAGUACAAGGGGACAGACAGUCGAUGCAUGUCUUAGCAGGUCACAUUUGUGGGAAAAUGUACAUGUUUUGCAUCUGAAGAAGAAUAUGCGUGCAGCCGAGGAUGCAUCUUAUUCUGAGUUUUUGAUUCGUGUUGGUGACGGGGAUGAACCUUGCAUUGCUAAUGAGAGGAUAAAGGUUCCGGAAGAGAUGGUCAUACCAUGGGUUAGUGAUGCUUCUUUGGCUCAGCUUAUAGAUGUUACAUUUCCAAACUUGGUAGAAAAUGCCAGAGACGUAGACUACAUGGUCAAUAGUGCAUUGAUCACACCAUUGAAUGAGUGCGUCGAGAAGCUUACUGACCGAGUAUUUAGCAUCUUUCCUGGAGAAGAGGUUUUAUUCUACUCAUUUGAUCCUGUGGACGACGAUACUCACGGUCUUUACCAACAAGAAUACCUGAACAACAUUGAUCCUGGGGGUUUGCCAUCACACAUCUUAAAAUUGAAGAUCGGUGCUCCUAUUAUGUUGUUGCGGAAUGUUGAUGCAAAAAAUGGUCUAUGUAAUGGUACCAGGUUAAUAAUCAAAGAGUUCUUCCCAAACUGUAUUGAUGCUGUAAUUAUUAGUGGGGAUUACAUAGGUACACGAGUUUUUAUUCACAGGAUGCCAUUGGAGCCACCUGAGAAUUUAAAGCUCCCAUAGAAGUUUAAAUGUAAACAGUUUCCGGUCCGUUUGUGUUUCACCUUUACAGUCAACAAGGCGCAAGGGAAAACGAUUGAAAACACGGGUAUUUUUUUUUCCUGAGCAUGUAUUCAGCCACGAUCAGCUGUAUGUUGCUCUCUCGAGAGGAGUAUCAAGUAGCAACACGAAAGUAUUAGUCACUAAAGGCAUCGUUGCAAAGAAGAA